Messenger RNA from Camellia sinensis, 1476 nucleotides. Lineage: Eukaryota; Viridiplantae; Streptophyta; Magnoliopsida; Ericales; Theaceae. The record is from RefSeq and is a predicted model, not a curated record.
AUGCAGGAUGCACAUUGGGUUCUGAUGAUGGAAGGUUCUAAGUAUGCUGAGCGUUUACCUAUUGGGUUAGAAAGGGUAAUCCAGACAGUUUCUGCUGAUACCGUGGAGCAAUUUUAUGGGAAAUGGUACCAUUUACACAAUAUGGCUGUGAUAGCUGUUGGAGAUUUUUCUGAUACACAGUCUGCAGUGAUGAUCAAUUGUAAGAUGCCUGCGGAUGAGUUAAAAACUGUGAAGGACUACAGAAAUUUACUUGCAGAGUCGAUGUUCUUUCAUGCUUUAAAUCAGAGGUUUCUUAAAAUAUCUCGUAGAAAGGAUUCUCCAUAUUUUUCAUGCUCUGCUGCUGCUGAUGUCGUAGCUCGUCCAGUGAAAGCCUAUAUAAUGACUUCAUCUUGUAAAGAGAAAGGGACUAUUGAGGCCCUAAAAUCAAUUCUUACUGAGGUUGCUAGGGUUCGGCUGCAUGGAUUUUCUGAAUGUGAAAUUUCUGUUGCUCGAGCUUUGCUAAUGUCAGAGAUUGAAUCUGCCUAUUUGGAACGUGAUCAAAUGCAAUCAACCAGCCUGAGGGAUGAAUAUUUACAACAUUUUCUCCGCAGUGAGCCUGUUGUUGGGGUUGAGUAUGAAGCACAACUUCAAAAAACUAGACUACCUUAUAUAUCGGCAUCUGAGGUAUCCAAGUAUGUGGAGAAUUUUCGAACAUCAUGUAGCUGUGUUAUAAAGAUCAUAGAAUCUCGGGCUACUGCAACAAUGGAUGAUCUUAGUACUGUUGUGCAUAUUGUGCAGCAAUUUGAAUAUUCGAAUACUGGAGCUACUGAGCUAAUUCUGUCAACUGGCAUGAGAGUUUGCUAUAAGUGUACAGACUUCUUCGAUGACCAGGUUCUCUUCACAGGGUUCUCAUAUGGGGGUUUAUCAGAACUGCCAGAAAAUGAGUACUUCUCAUGCUCAAUGGGUUCAACCAUCGCUGGAGAAAUUGGCGUUUUUGGUUAUAGACCAUCAGUUCUAAUGGAUAUGCUUGCUGGUAAGAGAGCUGAAGUUGGAACAAAACUUGGAGCAUAUAUGAGAACCUUUUCGGGUGACUGCUCGCCUUCGGACCUGGAAACUGCCUUGCAGCUAGUUUGUCAGCUAUUUAUAACAGAUGUAGAACCAAGGGAAGAAGACAUCAAGAUAGUGAUGCAAAUGGCAGAAGAAGCCAUCCGUGCUCAAGAGAGAGAUCCUUACACUGCAUUUGCAAAUCGACCAAUUAGAAUUGGUGAUCUUAAAAAAGUUGAUCCAUUUAAGGGUUGUGAAUAUUUCAACAAUUGUUUUAAGGAUCCCUCGACUUUUACAGUUGUGAUUGUUGGGAAUAUUGAUCCUGCUAUUGCUUGCCCUUUAAUUUUGCAGUAUUUGGGUGGAAUUCCAAGACCUCUUGAACCCGUUUUCCAUUGCAGCCGUGAUGAUCUCAAAGGCUUGCCUUUCACUUUUCCAUCGACCAUAAUUAGGUAG